CUUUAAGAAUGACAUCUCAAAUGUAUUUAUUUAUUUGAUAUCUAUUAGAGUGUUUAAAGAGAAGGAUUACGAAUUUAUUUAUAAAACUAGAGCUAUUUAAUUAUAAUAAACUACAGACAAUCCAUUGAGAUUAGAUAGACCAAAAGUCACAAUAUAAAGAGGAAGAAAAGCAAAUGUGUAAAUAAGAACAAAAGGAAAUUUCGUUGAUCCUUUAUCUAGAGCAACUAAUUAAAAAACUUAAACAAAUCCAUUAAGCAGACCACAAACUGUAGAUCCAUUAGCUAGACCUUCUGUUUAACCAACAUAAAAAAUAGAAUAGUCAUAAACUUAGGCCUAGGCUAAAAGUGUUGAACCAAAUAAGCUAUAACAAUAAUAAUAAUAAGAAGGAAAACUUGAAAUUGAUGCAGAAGAGAAAUAAUUAAAAGCUACAGGAGAAUUUUCAAUCUAUUGGUAAGAAAUAAGGGAAGACUUUUAAAACAUAUUUCAAAUUAAAACAUAUGAUUUAGAUCAACCAGUACCAAAUGUAUGAAAAAAUUAUAUCCUAGCCUUUUGGAUCCAAUGUUCAAUCUAUGAAUUAAUUUGAUGGAUAAGCAAAAACAGCAUAUAGUGGAGAUAGUAAAAUUGAAUAUUAGACACAGGCUCCAAAGUAAGGGACAUCUAAAAUGAUUUUAUAAAAAACAUAUAUUCAAAAAGUCUUAGAUAUUAGAAGAGAUUUAAAGAGAUAAUGGAUUAAUGGAGAUAAAGUAGCAUCAUUAUAAUUAGCAAUAUAAUCAUGCAAAUUAUUAAUUGAUAAUGAUAAGCCUCUCUUUGCUCCUAUAAAAUAUGUUUAUAUAAUUGAUAUUUUGGAAACAUUUGGUAAAUAUGUAAUUGAGAGAUUACUAAAAUUAAGUUAUCCACAAUAUACAGAUCAAAAAAUAGCUGAAAUUAGUUUAUAAAGUGUAGUAGGAUCAAAUAUCUCUGAAACAGCAUCAGAAAUAGGAAGAAAUUGGAUAAAUAAGAUAGGAUCUAUAAGAGAAUUGUUACCUAGAUUAUAUAUAGAAGCUACUCUAUUGAAAGUUUAUUAUUUUAUUGAUUAAAGUUAAAUAAAACCAAUAUUCAAUAGACUUAUUAAAUAAGUUAGAGCAAUUGGUGAUUAUAUUAAUGUAUAAAUUGAAUUUAUUAAUAUUAGGCUUUGUACUUUGCACUUUAUUUAUUUAGAAUAGGAGCAGAAUUAUUUUCAGGAGAGAAAGAUUAUCUUAUAUCAACAUUAAAAGAUUUCUUUAUAUAUAUGAAUUAAAAAAAUAAAUUUGGAAAAUUAGAUAUAUAGGGAGAUUAAUAUUUAAGAUUAUUUGAACCAUAUUUAAUAUAAACAUUUAGAUAAUAUUCAUAAAAUUGUACAGAAGUAUCAUAUUUAAUUAAAUAUAAUUAUAGAGAGAAUUUAAAGAUAUUUUUGAACAUUUUAGAUAGAGUACAUAAAAUCAUUUUGUUUUAAAAAAGAUGAUUGAAUAAUUUUAAGCUGUUCAUAUUAGUACAUUAGCAUUAGAGUUAUUUUCAAUAAUGUAAGCUUAUCCAGUAGAUAAUAAAUAUUAAUUAUAUGCUUGUUUUUUACCUAAAAUAGCUAAGGGAUUAACUAAUGUAGCUGCUGGUUCUGAGAUAUGUGAAUAUGUUUUAUAAGACAUUUUAUAAAUAAAGUCAUUUCCAUUAUUUUUAGAGAUAUUGGCAUCAUUAAUUGAAUUGAUUUUUAGAUCUUUUUAGGGAUAUUAGAAAAAUUAAUUUUUUUUCUUGAUUUUAUAAAGAUUUAAUGAUUUAUUUAGUAUGGUUGAAAAGGAUUAAGUAAAUACAAAUUAAAGUAAAGAAACAUUUAUAAAAUUACAUUAAUUUAUUAUUAAAAUAUUUUAAGACUCUUAAGAUAUAUCAGAAAUACUUUAAAUUGAUACAUUUAUUACUUGUAUUUAAUUUUUCCCAGAAGAUAUGAAGAAAUUAGUUUGUAAUGAUUUGCUAUCAAUGAUUAUUAAUAGGGAUUAGAAGGAAAAAAUAUCUGAUCCUAUGGCUGUACAUUCAAUCGUUAAAUUGACAGCUAAUUUAAAUAAUAAGAAAUCUAUUACUAAGGAUGAAUAAAAAAGUUUGGCAAAAAUAAUUAAUUUAUUAUUAUAAAAGAUUGAUUUUGGUAAAGAUUUAGAAUAAACAUUGAAUUUGUAUGCUGAAAUGAGAGCUUAAUUUGGAAAUAUAAGUGGUCUAUCUGAAAUUUUAAUAGAUAGAGCUUUAGAUUUAAUUUUUAAAGGUAAAAGAUUAUCUAAAGGAAAAAAUCAAAAAAAAAUAAUUUCAUUUUAUUAAGCUUGUAUUGCUUAUAGUUUUAUAACUAUUCCUACAAUAGAUAAUCCAAUAUCAAAAUUAAGAAAAUAUAUUUAAGUGGCUUAAGUAGGAUUAUCAUUAAAUUUAUUAUCUUAAAGUGAAGCGGUAGUUAAAACAACAAUUGAAACAUUACUUGAAUUACCUGAAACUCAUAAUGGUCGUCCCAUAGAUGAAGUUGUUACUCCAUAUAUAUUGGAUUUGAUUUCUUUUAUUAUUAUAGUUCCUGAUGACCCUUCUGCAGGUUACUUAAAUAUUUUUUAAGGUUUAUUAAAGGCAUUUGAAUAAUUGAAAUGGAAUCCAAAAAAUGGAGGAAUUUAUUCAAUUGUAAUAUAUGUUAAUUGUAUACAAUACUUAUGUGCAUAAGUUUAAGAAAGAUUGCCUUAUCAUUUUGAAAAUGUGAAAUCAAAUGAUGCAUUAUUUAAUAAGGAUUCUUAAUUUAGUUUAACUAUAUUAGAAUUAGUAUAAUAAUUGUAUACAAAAUUAGGAGAAUAAGCAGCAGCAAUUAUAAAACUAAAUAUUACAGAUUCAAUUGUAAUUAUAUAUUUUUAUAUUUAAAAAGGAAAAUGGUUUGAUUGUAAAACAAAUGUUAAGUUGUUUGAAUAGAUUAUUAUUAUUAUUGAAAUUUAAUAAGGAAGCAGAAACAACAUUUUCCAUUUUUGUUGAUUUAAUUUAUAAAAAGAUAAACGAAUUGAAUAGGGAUAGAACUGGAAAAGUACAAUUAACACUAUUAAAAGCAUAUUUCUUGUAAACUUUUAAUAACAUUGAAAAGUCUACAACAGUAAUUAUAUUUAUUAAUUAAUAAUUUAGUUUAAUUUUGAUGAGAAAAAGAAUUAAAUGAUUAAUAUUUUAGAAGCAGCAAAAAAUUGA
Messenger RNA from Paramecium primaurelia, 3198 nucleotides. The record is from the annotation of a GenBank genome assembly. NCBI's taxonomy places the organism in Eukaryota, Ciliophora, Oligohymenophorea, Peniculida, Parameciidae.